Messenger RNA from Laccaria bicolor S238N-H82, 618 nucleotides. RefSeq lists its product as uncharacterized. The coding region runs from base 1 to 618 and encodes 205 amino acids. The transcript has 5 exons. Lineage: Eukaryota; Fungi; Basidiomycota; Agaricomycetes; Agaricales; Hydnangiaceae. The record is from RefSeq and is a predicted model, not a curated record.
AUGACCCUACGUGUUUCCCGAGUCGGCUCUCGACCAUUGGACGCAGCGCAUUAUAUAGCCGAUUCUCAAAUCCCUUGUAACGCGGGCCCAUGGAAUAGACCAGGCUGUCACGACGAAAGGCGUACUUGGCUACAACUGGUAAAUUUUCAAAAAUCCAAUGGGGCCAGAUUCCAGCUUCUUUACAUCCGUCUACGAUUCAAUCUGGGAAGUGCCCACCAUGGCUAUACCCCAAGGCACAGUUAUCUUGACGUGUAUCGACCUUCUGGUGUAGAUCAGCUCAGAGCAUCCUCAGAAGCAAAGGCUUCUUCGCAUGAGACAAUAAUUGUUUACCCCCAUCGACCACGGGCGGAUUCUCAUGCGGCACCCGUGGUAUUGCACUUGAAGUAUCCCAACCGUGCCGAUUCGAGUCCCUAUGGUUCAAUCGUUGACGGUCUACAAACAAAUCUAAGAAUGAUCCUUGCGGCUCUUGAUCGGACUUCCACUGUCACAGCUUUUGCUCCGAGAUCUGGCAAACCUGCGAUUGUCCCCCCGGGAGAAAAGAACUGCUUCAAGUUCACUAGCGCACGCGCUCCUAUCUUCGUUUCGCACGCUGGCAGCUACCGAGACUCGGACAAAUGA